UUUACAAUCUGCCGACCUAAACAUGGCUGGUCAAAAACUCACUCAUUACAGUUAGAGCUCGAAAACUUAGAAGAACAGUUUUUACUUUACUCAUACUCGUUUAAAGACGGUUAAAAGGCUUCUAGUGAUAUAACUACAUUUUCAACUUGCCGUUUGUUUGCUUUUUUAGCAGUCUUUCUGUGAGUGUUGAGGUUGAAGCUUGCUAGCUGGAUAUCUUCUCCAUAGAGAACGAUGAGUUCUGCAGCUAGCAAUAGUUACCUUGCUGCUAAAGGUCUGGACAUAAGUCUGUCUGCCCUGCAGAGACAAGACCCUUACAUAAACAACAUUGUGGACGUGGCCAGCCAAGUCGCCCUGUAUACUUAUAAUAACCGAGCGAAUGAGUGGGAGAAGACAGAAGUGGAAGGCACUUUAUUUAUUUACACAAGAUUGGCAUCUCCUAGGCAUGGCUUCACAAUAAUGAACCGUCUUAAUAUGGAGAAUCUGACAGAGCCCAUCACAAAAGACUUGGACUUCCAGCUGCAGGACCCUUUCCUUCUUUACCGUAAUGCACGAUUGGUUAUUCACGGGAUCUGGUUCUACGAUAAGCUGGACUGUCAGCGAAUUGCACAAAUGAUGAGGAUUUUGACCCAGCAGGAGCAGAUCCUCGCUCAGUCUCAGGGUGGUUCCAUAUCCCCGAGAGCAGCAGCAGGAGGUGGAGGUGGCUUAGUCGGAGGAAAUAACGAGGCGAAAGCGGUCGACAUCAUCCAGAUGCUGACCAAGGCACGAACAGAGUAUGAUAAGUCUACCUCAGAGCCAAAGGAGAUUGGGGGCAGCAGUGUACUGUGUGGAAAUCCUAAUCUGAUCAAACCAAUACCAGUUAAACCAAACACUCAGGUCAAUGAAGGAGCAGACACCACCACGGUUGUGGCCUUAACCACCCUGUUAGGCUCUCAGCAGCAUCAGCACCACCACCCUCUUAAAUCUGACCCAGUUCCUCCUCUGGCUGCUUCCACAGCAGCAGGAAAGGUCGCCCGCCCACCUGUCGCCCGCACGCUGAUCUAUGAGGAUUCACUCAACUCUGGCAUAAACGUCGCCCCCUCCGGAGGUAGAGACACGGCAGUUGGGUCGGCGGACAGGGAAGAGAGCGGGAGCGCUCUCCGCCAACUGCCGAACCAACUUCAGCACUGUCCGGCCAUCGCAAAGCUCAUGCAGGGACAGAGGGGGGCGGCAGGAGCUGGGGGCGUGCUUCAGACACUGUCCGAGUCCCCAGAGAACCGGCUGUGUGACAACGGGGUGCCGCUGGAACACCACCACCACCAUCACCAUCAUCAGCACCCCCAUCUCCUCCAUCACCACCACCAGGAGCAGCAGCAGCAGCACGACCCAAUAAAGCGUCUCCUGCAAAACCAUCCACCCCCUCUGCUCGCCACUUCUUUCACUGCCGCGGCUCCUCCGGCGCUGCAGCAGAACCCGUAUCCCGCCUCCCAGCCUGGCCAGCUGGAUUCUGUGUCACGUUCCCACCUCGAAGCACAGGAAGGUCAGCAGCUCCUCCUCGGCCUGACGAAGUUACAGGCAGAGAUGCAGAAGAGGGGGCCGAAGGAUUCUGCUGCCAUGGGAACAGGUCUGACCUCCCAGAUGCAGGGUGUGGUUUCUCCUCAUGAGCUCCUGCAGAAACUCCAGCUGGUCCAGCAGGAACAGAGCUUCACUUCCCACGAGCAUCCCCGACUCCAUCCGCAUCCAGGACUGGCACCUCGAUUCCUGGGGCCCAGUGCGAGUCAAAGCCAAGGCUCCUCUUUAGGCACAGGCCCAACGCAGACUUCAGUUGCCCCAGAUCAAAAACCUGAGCUGCAGUUUCAGAUCAUUUCCCCACAGCGGAUACCUGCCACAGUGGCCCCCACCCUGCUCCUCUCUCCCAGUGUGUUCACUCAGACGAAGUCCAGCAGCAGGUUACCGGUGGCUGCUCCAGAAAGCAGCUCUGUACCCUCAACCUUAUGCAAACCCUCACUGCAGGAGGAGGUCAGAGCUCUUUCUAGAAGCCAGCUUCAAGCAGCACUGCUGCAUCUGAUUCAGACUGACAGCUCAUUCCUGGACUCCAUCUACAAAGCAUACGUCAGCCGCUUCGCUAACGGCUCCGGCAGCAAGUACUGAUGACUCUUCACACCCGCUGUCUGUCUGCACACACUUCCUGUUCAAGGGCUGAAUCUGAUAUUCAGUGAACCACUUCCUCCAAAUCUCACUUACUGUAUUUAAUCUCAACCAUCCAACUCGCUUAGACCAAUCUUUUAAAAGAUAAAUACAGGUAUAGAAAUACAAAAUAUGGUUGCUUUUAGCAGUGAAAUCCACUUUUUCAGUCUAAAUUACAAAUGUUAGCUACAUUAUAUUGACAAUAAUAAGAACACACUCCUCCUUAACGGCUUUUAAAAAAUGGUAACUAUAAAUGAUAUUCUGCACAAUUUAUUCAGGUUUUGCAUAACAAUACAACACUCUUUAAGCAAAUGUCAUUAUCGACCAACAGGCUUGAAACGUGGACUUUGAUUUGGUUUUCUUUAUAGAAUCCAAUUGCAGCAAAUAUGUCAAUUAACAUUAUAAAAAAUGUGAUUAAAUUCGGCAUGUGACAUUUCAACGGAAUAUAUCCGGUUGUUUUGUUUUUUUCAAAUUGAGUUCAGGCUUGUAGCUCAUAACCGCUGGGAAUGCUUGGAACUGAAAAAUAAUUAUAAAAAUGUGAAAGAAAUAAUCAACCCAGAAUGCAGUAAAAUGUUGUUGUUGGAUUGCUAAACCUGGACAAGGACUAAAAAUCCAUCUACAGUGUCUACCCAAGAAAAAAGUGUUGGCAACAAAGUCUCCUUGUUUGCAUUAUUGAGCUAUGCAGUGGUCAUAAAAGACUCACUUGUGCAAAUCUGUGUUAAAACUGAAUAACAGUAAUCAAAUCUCAAAAUAUUAGUUUAAGGUCACUCAAGCUUUACAUGUACAUUUGCAGUUUUUUCCUACAACAUGGAAUUUGACUUUAAAAAGUCGCUUCAAGUUAAGGUUAUUCAUUUGGAGGUAAACAGGAAGUUUAAAUUGACACAAUCGGUCAUUUUUCUCGGACACAGAGAAAAGAAAACGGUUGUGAAAAAAGCUAAUUAAACAUAGAGGACAGUUGUUUGAAUAGUACUCAUUACUGAAAUGCAAUAUGUGGACGUUCACGGCUCUUUAUGACAACAGUAGUUCUGUCUUUGUCCUAAACAUCCUAUUUUUAUGAGGGGGAAAAAUUAUGAUCUUACUGCAACUUGAAUAAACACACAAGCUUCAUAGAAGUCACAACCUGCACUACCUCACAAUUUGGACCUAUAAUUAGAUUUUUAUCAAACAGCAGUUUUAAGGGUAAUAACACAAAAAAAACGUUAUGUUGAACCUUUCAAGAUGAGAAACACAAAGUGCUUCACGACAAGGAAAAAAAAAAA
Messenger RNA from Poecilia reticulata (guppy), 3422 nucleotides. It is a transcript of the gene dcp1b, whose product is annotated as decapping mRNA 1B. Gene Ontology annotation, molecular function: enzyme activator activity; mRNA binding. NCBI's taxonomy places the organism in Eukaryota, Metazoa, Chordata, Actinopteri, Cyprinodontiformes, Poeciliidae. Gene Ontology annotation, cellular component: P-body. Gene Ontology annotation, biological process: deadenylation-dependent decapping of nuclear-transcribed mRNA; deadenylation-independent decapping of nuclear-transcribed mRNA; positive regulation of catalytic activity. The record is from RefSeq and is a predicted model, not a curated record.